Messenger RNA from Ilex paraguariensis (yerba mate), 3510 nucleotides. The record is from the annotation of a GenBank genome assembly. Lineage: Eukaryota; Viridiplantae; Streptophyta; Magnoliopsida; Aquifoliales; Aquifoliaceae.
GCCAUUUUCAAAACAGUGACACAAGGAUACAUUAUAAAGGAUCCAGCCUAGGAACAUUUUUAUUCAUUACAAUUCACAACUAGUGCAAUACUUUUGUCAUCCUGCAAAUUUUCACUGCAAAUUUGGAGAUAAAAAUGUGGUACCUACUGUUCUUGAUCAUUGUAAUACUCUCAGCAUCACAACAAUCUCUUGUUUUGUCUUCUUCACCGUCGCCAAAGAGCCCACAUCGAUGCCUCAGCCACCAGAGGUCCGCCUUGGUGCAACUGCAGCAAGAUGUUCUAAAGCACUACAAUCCUUCUGUUAUAUUUGAUGAUAACUCUUCAAUGAAAGUUCAGCAAUGGAAGCUGGAAAGAGAUUGUUGUUCAUGGGAAGGUGUCACCUGCGAUGUCGCUGGUUAUGUCACUGGCCUCAACCUCAAUUAUAGCAUGAUUUCCGGUCAUAUCAGUGCCAUAUUUGAUCUCCACCAUCUCCAAUAUCUUAGCCUUGCUAGCAACAACUUCCGGUUAAACCCAAUACCAUCUGGGUUUGAUAGGCUUAAGAGUUUGACCCAUCUAAAUCUUUCAUAUUCCUGCUUCUCCGAUCAAAUUCCCAUGGAGAUUUCCCGGUUGACAAGGUUAAUAUCUCUUGAUCUAUCCACUAUUCCAUUUUGUGAACUCCCAAACACCUUUAAUGACCCAGACUUCAAUCGCAUAUUUGAAUAUGAAGAGCUCCACAGGCUCAGACUAGAAGAACCCAACCUCCAGACAUUUUUCCAGAACCUGAAUGCUCUCAGAGAGCUCAAAUUAGAUUAUGUAGACCUCUCAGCUCAAGGUUCUAACUGGUCUGAUGCCUUAGCUCAUGCACUUCCUAACCUUCAGGUUUUGAGUUUGUCUUUCUGUCGUCUCUCAGGACCUAUCCAUCCUUCCUUCUCACAGCUCAAAUCUCUAUCCCACAUCGGCCUUGAUGGUAAUCAUCUCUCUUCUGCGGUACCCCAUUUUUUGGCGGAUUUCUCAAAUUUGGUAACUCUCAGUCUCAGAUCUUGUGGUUUGCAUGGGAGUUUUCCUGAAAAAUUGUUCACACUGCCAAAAUUACAAACCAUUGAUCUUUCGGACAAUUCACUCCUCACUGGUCAGUUGCCAAAUUUUUCAUUGAAUAAUUCUUUUCAGCAGAUGAUACUGUACAAGACAAAUUUCCAUGGGAAAUUGCCAGACUCCAUUGGUAAUCUCAAGUUCUUGACAACUUUACUCCUCUAUAAUUGUAAUUUCACUGGGUGGAUCCCAUCAUCACUUGCCAACCUGACUCAAGUUCUUGAAUUGGAUCUCAGUUACAAUAGAUUCAGUGGUCCAAUACCUCCAUUUCAUUCUAGCACUGUUCCAAAGCUUGUAGACCUUGGCUUGUCUUACAAUCUCCUAGAUGGUGCGAUAGAUUCUUUGCUGUUUACUCUCCCAUCGCUGCAAAACUUACGUAUGAACAAUAAUCAUUUCACUGGUCAACUUGAGGAGAUCCCAAAUGCAUCUUCUUCAGUGUUGGAAUAUGUUUAUUUGCAGGGAAAUGGUUUGAGCGGGCCAAUACCUAGGUCAAUCUCCAAACUCCCAAGACUCUUUUUUCUCUCCCUUGCUGCCAACAACUUUAAUGGCAGCAUGAAGCUUGACAUCUUCCAGAGUCUCCAGAACUUAACCAGUCUCGAUCUUUCAGACAACAAUUUGGCAAUUGAAAGUGACGACAAUGAGGGGUUUACAUUUCCCAGUCUCGAAGAAUUAAGAUUGAGCAGCUGCAACUUAAACAAAAUCCCCAAGUUCCUCAAGAAUGAAGUUGUAUUGAGGUCUCUGAACCUUUCCAACAACCACAUCCAUGGAAGCGUCCCCAGUUGGUUAUUGAACAGCAGCACUCUUUAUGAGUUGGACCUUUCUCAUAAUGAAGUUGAUUUCUCUGAUUCAAACCAGGGCAAGUCUGUCUUUAGUGGUGACGAAUUUACUUCAUUUGCAGUGCUAGGCAAAUUGGCUAUGCGCUCCUGCAACGUAAGUAGAUUUCCAGAUUUCCUGAAAGCCCAAGAUGGGCUGUUUUACCUCGAUCUUUCAGGCAACAAAAUAGAUGGUCGUACGCCCAGUUGGAUAUGGAAGAAGAAGCUUCAGUAUCUGAAUAUUUCUCACAAUUUCUUAUAUGCUUUGGAUGAAUUUCUUCCUAAUAUGUCUACCCCGUUGCAAACUCUUGAUCUUCGUGCCAACCUGCUUCAAGGAUCUCUCCCUAAGGCAAUAUGCAAUUUGAGCAGUCUGUCUAUAUUUGAUGCUUCUGAUAACAAACUAAGUGGCUUGAUCCCGGAAUGUCUCGGAAAAAUUGGCACUCUUUCUGUUUUGAACGUCAAAGGGAACAACUAUCGGCGUUUCCCUCCAGAUUUUGGUCUAGCAAGCAGUCUUCGGUCACUGAAUAUCAAUGGCAAUCAAUUGGAAGGAGAGUUGCCAAGGUCUUUAGCCAAGUGCACAAUGCUAGAGGUUUUGGACCUUGGUAACAACAACAUUUCCGAUACAUUUCCGUUUUGGUUGGAUAAACUGCCUGAAUUGAAAGUGCUUGUCUUGCGAGCCAACAGAUUCUAUGGUCAAAUUGAUCAUCAUGGGGGUAAAUUUGUUCUCCCCAACUUGGGAAUAAUGGAUCUAUCUUCUAAUGAAUUUACAGGUGUGCUGUCCAAUGAAUUCUUCCAAAGCCUGAAGGCCAUGGCAAUGAUCGGUGAAAAUAAAUCAGAGCCAAAAUAUAUCGGAGACUAUGAAUAUUAUCAAGAUUCAGUGACAAUUAUGAACAAAGGGAACGAGAUGGUACUAGUAAAGAUCCUAAAAAUAUUUGUUUCUCUUGAUCUCUCAAACAAUAAGUUCCAUGGUGACAUCCCAGAAAAGAUAAGGGAUCUCAAAUCGCUUGUUGUGCUGAACUUGUCUCGAAAUGCUUUUAAUGGACCCAUUCCAUCAUCUCUAGGGGAGUUAGCUGAGCUUGAGUCAUUAGACCUGUCACGAAAUAACCUUUCUGGGAUGAUUCCUCAACAACUUAUCAGCCUUACAUUCCUGGCAGCGUUGGACCUCUCUCAUAACCAACUCUCGGGACACAUUCCCCAAGGCAACCAAUUCAAUACAUUCUUAAAUGCUUCUUACGAAGGAAACAUGGGAUUAUGUGGAUUGCCAUUGUCGAAGAAAUGCAAAGUAACUGAUGAUACAGUACCAUCAACGGAUCAAGGUGAGAAUUCAGAGACAGUGAGCGUGUUUGAUUUGAAAAUUAUGACAAUGGGAUAUGGCUGUGGAAUAGUAAUUGGAUUUUCAGUUGGAUAUACAUUUUGGUCCAAGAUAGAAGAUAUCUGGUACACGAAUUUUGGAGGGCGGGCCAAAAAGCAUGGAAGAAGAUCAAGAAAUGGCCGCAGGAAUCUAUCAGGAAGAUGAAGAUAACAGUGAGUAGUAACUAAAUGUUUGUUAGGUACAAUCAAUCAGAUUGUGUUGAUUAUUCAUAUAAGCUAGUAUAAGAGUCAUCAAUCGGAUGGUUGAUGCCAUCAUGAUC